Zootermopsis nevadensis is the source of this 4451-nucleotide messenger RNA. RefSeq names its product alpha-2 adrenergic receptor. Gene Ontology annotation, cellular component: plasma membrane. Gene Ontology annotation, biological process: G protein-coupled receptor signaling pathway. Lineage: Eukaryota; Metazoa; Arthropoda; Insecta; Blattodea; Termopsidae. Gene Ontology annotation, molecular function: G protein-coupled receptor activity. The record is from RefSeq and is a predicted model, not a curated record.
AUAGCUCCCCAAUUUCCUCACGAUGCUGAGUUGGCACCGGUCGAAAAUCUCAUGAGAAAUUUCUUUUCCCGAGACUCGAACCAGCGCGCAUUCCGUAUCACCGGUCCGAAGCAUGAUGCCUCAGACCUUGUGGCUAUGGCGCUGGACACUUUGUGUUUGUUACUCCCCAUAUAUUUCCUUAAAUGUGUAUAAGAAAUUAAUCCAAAUUCAUUGACAAUUGACGUUAUUUUGGUGUAUUUUAUUUAAAACCAAAUUCCAGACCUUAUUUCAUUUUCCUUUACAGGUGCUUUUGACAUUUUAAUCUAUAGAAAGGGUCAAAAUGGUUCCCCUUUUUAAUUUUUUUUAGAGAUAGGCAUUUGAUGUUCACGUGAUUAUUUUGUUUUUUUAUGGAACUACGUUUUUAAUACAUGUUUUAAUGAAUUUUUUAAAAGUAUACAUAAAAUAGUGCCUGAAUAAGCUACAUGGACAUGAUUAGUAAUACAUUUGUUUGACUACCGGAGUUGGCUAAUAUUUUUUUUCAAUCAACAUGUCUUACGAGCUGCGUUGCAGAAACUGAUUCUAUUAUUUUUGUCUACUAUAUUUCACAGUUGUGUAAGUGGGCAAAGACUGAUCCUUUUCUAGAAUUACGAAGGGGUCUGAAAAGUAAGGUAACAGUUUUUUUCUGAGAAGCCAGAUUGGUCCAGGGGGAGAGGUCAGACUGAGACAGGUACCCUGGUCCUCCAGGCUGGGGGUUGAUCACAAGUGUAACAACCUUGCGCUGUAAAAAGGAAGAUGUUUCGAAACCUCGACCAAAGCCUCGAACAGACGAAUCUAACAGGACCGAAUGGAAGAGGAGAAUUGAGGAGGCCAUGGACUGAAUAUGGACCGGAGAGCCAUAGAAGAAGAAGAAGAAGAUAUUUCCAAAAGUUAGCCAGAUCACAAUAAGAUGUGGAAUAAUUUAUAUUAAUACAUGUAUGCAAUUACAAUUUGUACAGUUUUAAUACUUUCACAUUAUAAAAGCAAAUGGUUCACUUUAUGUGAUAUGUCGCAAUAAAUACACCCAUUACAGGUAAGAAUAGAUAAACUGUUCUGCCCCUUUUAUACCAUAAUGAGUGUUUGAGACUUGCAGGAUUUGAGGUUCUCAGAGUGGUGAGAAUAAAGAUGGCUUUACUCUGGGUUAUAGCACUGAAAUCUGGUAGAAUUUUACAUAUUUAUCCGAUCUCUUUUUGCUGCUGCCUUGAUCAGGGGGGUGAGUCAUUGCCCUGAUGAUUAUUUUUGUAACAUUAUGACGUAUUUGUGUUCAUUAGCAGAGUAAAAGGAGAGUGUUUAACAUUUCUGAACCCACCAGCAUCCUACUUUAUUUUUAUUCCGAACAUGAAUGUAGGAUGAUAGGUGGUUUUAGUUUACGUCAAUGCCAUGUGCUUAGUUGAUUCUGAAGACGGUUGGCAAGGAGGUUUUAUGCCUAAGUUUUGGCUAUACUGUGUUGCCUUGUUGUUAGUACUAAAGCGUGGAGUUUCCUUUUCAACCUUUACAAGGUUGAAGUGGCUUAUCUGCUGUCUAUUGUGUUCUGUAUCAGCCUGUUGGUUGACACAGUGAAUGGUACCAUCACCUUUAAGGUUUUCCUGCAAGUCAUGGAGCCCAGCCUCGAAGUCAUUCGAGACUAAUGCUGGAUGACAUUGGUGUACGAGCAGAAUAUGUCAUGGGUCACAACGGUGCAGCCAUCAUGGCUGGUCGGCGAACUACAUCUGGAUAGACGCAGAUGACAAAGUUCCUCGCCAUGAAUUCGUCCGUGGAAAACAUCAUCUCCAGUAAGGUUGAUGUAGGCGUCGGAAUCUUGACGGAAAUCCCCGAAGUCCACGCCGUGACGCGAUGCUGAGGAGAGGGUAGACGACCAGUUGCGACCUGGCGUGGUGAUCGGUUGGCUGUCACUGCGUCAUCUCUCACCUCGAAAUUCUUCUCGUAUCACAUCGCAGGCGCUCUGUGAUCUGAUACAAAAAGAUGGUGAGGCCAUGUUACCUGUAAGUUUCACGGCCUGAGCAGAGACUCCAGGCUCUAUGAAGAUUAAAUUUUCGACUCCUGACAGCGGGCCAACCUGCCAGCAUUUGAAAAGGCAAAAGAAUAUUGACGGAGACGCCAUGGUGUGACGUAAUGACACCUGUUAAUGUGACGGCGACGGAGGCUGAGCCCCUGCUUAGCGCCGAGUUCCUGGUUCUACUGUCGCUCUAUGGCGUUGUGCUGGUGGUCGGCGUCGUGGGAAAUUCGAUGGUGGCUGUGGUCAUGUGCACCCAACAGACCGCUCGUAUGAGGAACAACCUCAUGUUAAGUGUGUGCGUGUCUGAUCUCUUGGUGUGCGCACUGAGUGGACCGCUGGCUGCAGCAUCCAACACAUACCACAGCGUCUGGAUGUUGAGUCACAUCGCCUGUAAGCUAACAGCCUUCUUACAGAUUCUGCCAGUGACCGCGAGUCUCCUGUCUCUCACUGCCCUGUCCCUUGACCGCUAUGCGUCAGUGAAACACCCUCGUUCUUUCACCCAGCUGAGACCUCCGAGCCACGCGAUGGUCAUCACGAUGAUCUGUGUAUGGGGUGGGGCAGCUCUGACCUCGUCGCCAGUGGUCGUCGUCAACUUUGCGGGUACCGGAGGGCAAUGCGAGGAGACGUGGUCUUCUCCGAUGUGGCGUACGUCUUUUACGAUCUGCCACUUGGGGCUCGUGUACCUGGCGCCUUGUCUCACUGUCGCCGUGUGUCACUUCGCCGUGGGUCACAAACUCUGCGAGGUCUCACUUACGGCAGCAGCUGCCCGAGGUCAACUUCCGCUGCCAAUGCCAAUCCUACGUAGACCCAAACACGUCAUUAUUGUAGCGUCCCUAGCGAAUGAUGCCCCGUCCAAGGUGAUACCGUACCGAGGUGGAGACUUGCAAGAUGAUGACGAUUCUUCAGAAAAUGAAGAUCUCGCACUACAGAUCCGUGCGGAUCUGGAUGAUCUAAGACCCCGAUUUUCAACGCAGAGAAAACUAAGUCAGAUUCAGAGACGCGAAGGAGGACCCGUGAAGCUGAACAAAUUACAAAGGGCCACUCGCUCCGAGCGUAGCAUUGUUCGCGCCAACCGACGACUCCGACGCCCACCGCCGCCUUGUCCUAGGCCGCCUCUUGUCAAGACGGCCAGCAGACAGUCCCUUCACAGUCGCCGUCACCUGGCCAACAUGCUCGCUUUUCAGGUGGCCAUCUUGGCGGUGUGCUGGUUGCCGUACGUCGGGUGUGCGCUCUGCGUGGAGCUGUGCCCCUCCUCCGACAUGGAGACAGCAAGUUCCCUGCUUCCAUUUUGCUUGUUGCUGGGUCACGCACACUCCGCCAUCAACCCGGCACUGUAUUGGCUUCUCAACAGGCAGUCACUCCAGUUACCCGGUUGUGUUGGUUCACAGCAUCGCCUGCUAUCCGGAAAACUCCGGAUAUUCCGGCUACCGGACUUUCACCGCAAUUCUGCCGCAGCUGCCCCUUCGUCAACCAAUGAGGCCGCACUUGGACCUUUCCACCCGAGAUAUAUCAACUUCAGACAACCUCAACCACAGCGUUUCCCCACCUCACACUUCCUACAGUAGUGAGACAUGAAUAAAUGGUCUUGUUCGUCCUAAUGAUACCUCGAGGCAACUUCCUAAUAAAUAUCAUUGUUGUGUUUAGUCGAAUGAUUAGUGUUUGGAGUUACAAAAAUUCUCCCUGUACCUUCACGACGCCCGUCUGUUCGAAAUACGGACAGAGCUAGAACGGAUGAACACGUUUUCAUGUAGACUUGGUGGACAUUUUUUGUAAAAUUCGUUGACAUUCCCAUUGCACUUGACAAAAUUACGUAAACGUGACGCUGGGGGCAUAUCGAACGUAACUCGCUCCAUGUGUCAGUACGAAACAUUCUUCAAAUAAGAACACGAAAAUAUUUAUUUUCUAACAAAUAUAUUGAUAUUACGUAAUAGUACUCAUUUUUCACGAUAAUCUACGAUUGGUGAUAUAUAAAUAACUAGCAGCGUGUCCACAGUGUUUCUGUAUCGAAAUCUGACAAAUACUUACAUUUACUAUCGAUACUUGGAAGCGUAUCGAUGAUUCGAUACUUACUUAUAUCGAAAUCUGACAAAUGCUUACGUUUACUAUCGAUACUUGGAAGCGUAUCGAUGAUUCGAUACUUACUUAUAUCGAAAUCUGACAAAUGCUUACGUUUACUAUCGAUACUUGGAAGCGUAUCGAUGAAUCGAUACUUACUUAUGAUCGAACAUCGUGGAAAAAAAAAUUAUCUUCCGUAAACUUACGAAUCUUUGUCGUUACAUUGUCAUCAGCACUGACGAGUUUCGAAGAUUUGGUCAGAAUUUUACCCGUCCCUGUCGCAUGAAUAUAAGUACCACUUGGGCUCAUUCUACCUUCUCAGGUUAUUUUAGGUUACUCAGACUGUAUUAGUGAUAUUCUUGAAAUAAAUAAUGUUUCUCGUGGA